Molecule: messenger RNA, 2852 nt
Organism: Lontra canadensis (Northern American river otter)
Lineage: Eukaryota; Metazoa; Chordata; Mammalia; Carnivora; Mustelidae
Gene: CAPN1
Product: calpain 1
Exons: 22
Coding region: 183-2330 (715 amino acids)
Biological process (GO): proteolysis
Cellular component (GO): cytoplasm
Molecular function (GO): calcium-dependent cysteine-type endopeptidase activity; calcium ion binding
Source: RefSeq, a predicted model, not a curated record
UCCUCCGCCCCCGCGGUGCCCUUCCGUCUGGGCCGCAGCGGCCCCUCCCCGGGCACCGCUGUGCCUUUCGCUAAUCUGUCCUCGCGCGGGCUCGGCGGCGGUGGGAGGGGCGGGGAGACCCCGGGAGAGAGAUAGCCGGAGAAGGGGACGCCGAGAUAAGGGGGAGCCGAGGGGAAGCCGGGAUGGCUGAGGAGCUCAUCACCGCCGUGUACUGCACCGGGGUGUCUGCUCAAGUGCAGAAGCAGCGGGCCAAGGAUCUGGGCCUUGGCCGCCAUGAAAACGCCAUCAAGUACAUGGGCCAAGACUAUGAGCAGCUGCGGGCUCACUGCCUGCAGAGUGGGGCCCUCUUUCGUGACGAGGCUUUCCCCCCAGUGCCCCAGAGCCUAGGCUACAAGGACCUGGGCCCCAACUCCUCCAAAACCUAUGGCAUCAAGUGGAAGCGUCCCACGGAGCUGCUCUCGAAUCCCCAGUUCAUUGUGGAUGGAGCCACCCGCACAGACAUCUGCCAGGGAGCCCUGGGGGACUGUUGGCUCCUGGCUGCCAUUGCCUCCCUCACCCUCAAUGACACGCUUCUGCAUCGAGUGGUUCCACACGGCCAGAGCUUCCAGAAUGGCUAUGCCGGCAUCUUCCAUUUCCAGCUGUGGCAGUUUGGGGAAUGGGUGGACGUGGUCGUGGAUGACCUGCUGCCCAUGAAGGAUGGGAAGCUGGUGUUUGUUCACUCUGCCCAAGGCAACGAGUUCUGGAGUGCCCUGCUCGAGAAGGCCUAUGCCAAGGUGAACGGCAGCUAUGAGGCCCUCUCCGGGGGCAGCACUUCAGAAGGCUUCGAGGACUUCACAGGCGGGGUCACCGAGUGGUAUGAGCUACGCAAGGCACCCAGCGAUCUCUACCAAAUCAUCCUCAAGGCCCUGGAGCGGGGGUCCCUCCUGGGCUGCUCCAUUGAUAUCUCCAGCGUUCUGGACAUGGAGGCCAUCACCUUCAAGAAGCUGGUGAAGGGCCACGCCUACUCUGUGACAGGGGCCAAGCAGGUGAACUACCAGGGCCAGAUGGUGAGCCUGAUCCGGAUGCGGAACCCGUGGGGCGAGGUGGAGUGGACGGGAGCCUGGAGUGACGGCUCCUCGGAGUGGAACAGCGUGGACCCUUAUGAACGGGAGCAGCUCCGGGUGAAGAUGGAGGAUGGAGAGUUCUGGAUGUCCUUCCGGGACUUCAUGCGUGAGUUCACGCGCCUGGAGAUCUGCAACCUGACGCCCGAUGCUCUCAAGAGCCGGUCCAUCCGCAAGUGGAACACGAUGCUGUACGAGGGCACCUGGCGGCGGGGGAGCACUGCGGGCGGCUGCCGCAACUACCCAGCCACCUUCUGGGUCAAUCCCCAGUUCAAGAUCCGGUUGGAGGAGACGGAUGAUACAGACGACGACUAUGGGGGUCGCGAGUCAGGUUGCAGUUUCGUGCUCGCCCUCAUGCAGAAGCACCGACGCCGCGAGCGCCGCUUUGGCCGGGACAUGGAGACCAUUGGCUUCGCUGUCUACGAGGUCCCUCCGGAGCUGGUGGGCCAGCCCGCAGUGCACCUGAAGCGGGACUUCUUCCUGGCGAACUCGUCGCGGGCGCGCUCAGAGCAGUUCAUCAACCUGCGGGAGGUCAGCACCCGCUUCCGCCUGCCGCCUGGGGAGUACGUGGUGGUGCCCUCCACCUUCGAGCCCAACAAGGAGGGGGACUUCGUGCUGCGCUUCUUCUCAGAGAAGAGCGCCGGGACCCAGGAGCUGGACGACCAGAUCCAGGCCAAUCUCCCUGAUGAGCAAGUGCUCUCAGAAGAGGAGAUUGACGCGAGUUUCAAGACCCUCUUCAGGCAGCUGGCAGGGGAGGACAUGGAGAUCAGCGUCAAGGAGCUGCAGACCAUUCUGAACAGGAUCAUCAGCAAACACAAGGACUUGCGUACCAAGGGCUUCAGCCUGGAGUCAUGCCGCAGCAUGGUGAACCUCAUGGACCGGGACGGCAACGGGAAACUGGGCCUGGUGGAGUUUAACAUCCUGUGGAACCGAAUCCGGAAUUACCUGUCCAUCUUCCGGAAGUUUGACUUGGACAAGUCGGGCAGCAUGAGCGCCUACGAGAUGCGGAUGGCUAUCGAGUCUGCAGGCUUCAAGCUCAACAAGAAGCUGUAUGAGCUCAUUAUCACCCGCUACUCGGAGCCAGACCUGGCUGUGGACUUUGACAACUUCGUGUGCUGUCUAGUGCGGCUGGAGACCAUGUUCCGAUUUUUCAAAACUCUGGACACGGAUCUGGAUGGAGUCGUGACCUUUGAUCUGUUUAAGUGGUUACAGCUGACCAUGUUUGCAUGAGGCAGGGGCUCAGGCCCCCUUGCCGUGUUCCUCUCCCUCGUCUGCCAAGCCAUGCCUUCCCGCCAUGCCACAGCAGGCCACACCAGCUGCAAGUGCCUUCCUUCGGAGCGGGAGGCAGCCUCGUCCUCCUGUCCUUCACGUCCCAGCUGCCGUGGCUCAUCUGCUCUGCGCAGAGCCGUGUGGCCUUUCCUGCCUUUGCCCGCUGUGGGCUCAGGGGGCACUCGUCCGCCCCUCCCGUCGCCAAACAAGGAAGGCAGCUUUCGCUUGUCCCUGCCUCAGGAUGGGGGCCCAGGGGGAGCCGACAGCCCCAGGCCUCCGACGAUGUGUGCUCUCCCCUCACUCCAGAGGCCACCCCCCACCCCCACCACCCAGUGUCACCUGCAGACCUUCAGACAGAACCACUAGCUCUGCACAGUUACAGCCCAGCUGUGCAGGCCCUUCCCAGCCGAGGCCUCCUCCUGGGCCUGGGAAGGCCCGCUCCUUCCUGCGCAGAAGCCCGUGUCCCUCGCCAACUUGGCCUGC